AUUCUACUGCUCGAACAAACUCUGGCUUUAAAUUGUUCACAUCCUCAGGACCCGGUAUUGUAAUGCUAUUUAAAGAAGCUGAGGUAGAACUACUUGUGUUUUCAUUUUCCUUAUCCGUGGGUGUAUGCUUCGAUAUAUGAGUUUUUGCUGGUUUAUUGCGAAUAUUUACUUGCCUUGGUAAAAACAUCUGUCAACCGUAAGAGAGAAAUAUUUAAUAUUUAAAUAAUUUAAAGAACCAAAAAACUCAAAAGUUCUCCAAUGUAACAUAGAUUUUUUGAUAUAUCAAUUUGGAUUGAUGGAAAUUCCUAAGUGGAAGACAAACACCGCAAACCUUGCCCGCGCAAACACCAUCAGAUAUUUGGAAUUGGUGUUUUUUUGAAAUCAUCUAAAGAAAUGUCCAAAAGAAAAGAUAUUGACGAGGAGGUUUCUCCUGAUCCUUCGGAUUUGCUACAGUUUAUCAAUUUAGGGGCUGGUAAUGAAGUUGGAAGAAGCUGUCAUAUCCUUCAAUACAAAGGAAAAACAGUAAUGUUGGAUGCUGGUGUACACCCUGCGUACAAUGGCCUCGCGGCUUUGCCAUUCUACGAUGAAUUCGAUCUCAGUACCGUCGAUGUUUUGCUAGUCAGCCAUUUUCACUUGGAUCAUGUUGCAUCUUUACCCUAUGUAAUGACGAAAACAAACUUUAGAGGCCGUGUGUUCAUGACUCAUCCUACAAAGGCUGUUUGUAAAUGGCUUCUAUCAGAUUACGUUAAAGUCAGUAAUGUCGGCGUAGAGGACCAGUUGUACGAUGAGAAGGACUUGACAGCAGCUUUUGAAAGAAUGGAAGCAGUUGAUUACCACUCUACGAUUGAAGUUGAAGGAGUUAAAUUUACGCCAUAUCAUGCCGGCCAUGUUUUAGGAGCUUGUAUGUUUUUUAUUGAAAUGGCGGGAGUUAAAAUUCUCUAUACAGGAGAUUAUUCUAGAGAGGAAGAUCGACAUUUGCAUAUAGCUGAAGUUCCUCCCACAAAGCCAGAUAUCUUAAUUACGGAAUCUACGUAUGGUACUGCUUCACACCAACCUCGUCUUGAAAAAGAAGCUCGUUUACUAAACAUUGUCCACUCUACUAUUCGCAAUGGUGGUCGUGUAUUAAUGCCCGUCUUCGCACUUGGAAGAGCCCAGGAAUUACUGCUUAUUUUGGAUGAAUAUUGGAACAAUCAUUAUGAUUUACGUCCUGUACCGAUAUAUUAUGCUUCUUCUUUAGCAAGGAAAUGUAUGGCAGUAUUUCAAACUUAUGUAAACAUGAUGAACGAUAAUAUCCGUAAAGCAUUUGCUGAAAGGAAUCCCUUUAUAUUCCGAUAUAUAAAGAAUUUAAGAAAUUUGGAUAGAUUCGACGACAUUGGACCUUCAGUUAUUAUUGCUAGUCCAGGUAUGCUUCAGAAUGGUGUUUCUCGGGCAUUACUAGAGCGCUGGGCUCCUGAUCCUCGAAAUACUUUGUUAUUGACUGGUUAUUCUGUUGAGGGGACCAUGGCAAAACAAAUAACUAAUGAGCCGGUUGAAAUUACAUCCAUGUCGGGUCAAAAAAUUCCAAGAAGGAUGGCUGUUGAAGAGCUUUCGUUUGCUGCACAUGUUGAUUAUAUUCAAAACAGCGAAUUCAUUGACCAAGUGAAAGCUGAUCAUAUUAUUUUGGUACAUGGCGAGCAGACUAAUAUGGGUCGUUUAAAGAGUGCGCUUUUAAGCAAAUUUCAUAAUCAGAAACUUGAUAGCAAAGUUUAUACCCCGAGAAAUUGUGUACCUUUAUUUCUUUACUUCAAAGGAGAGCGUCUCGUCAGGGCUUUAGGGAAAGUUGCUGUUCGAAAGCCAACGGAUGGGGAUAUAAUGAGUGGAAUCUUAGUUCAAAAAGAUUCGGUUUAUAAGCUUAUGUCUGCAGAUGACCUUCGAGAUUUUAGUGACCUCACAACAACAGUCUUAACUCAAAAGCAAGUUAUUCCCUUUUUCUCUAGCUUAGAACUGGCUAAAUAUCAUCUUAAUCAGAUGUUUGGUCAUGUGAAAGAAGAACGAACGAAAUCUGGCACGUUACGUUAUACUGUCAUGGAUGCCAUUCAUUUGAGCAUGCCAACAGAGCAUAAACUAAAUUUGGAAUGGGCUGGAAAUAUUAUGAAUGAUACCAUUGCCGAUUCAGUGAUUACCGUUUUAUUGGGAAUUGAAAGUAGCCCAGCUUCUGUAAAAUUAACUAAUCAUAAGUGCGUUCAUGGGCACACUCAUCCAAGGAAAUCGAAGGCUGAAGACAGAAUUAGUAAACUGAUGAUGUUUUUAGAAAGCCAAUUUGGUGAAAGCAUUACAAAGUCAAAGGACGGAGUUUACAUAAAGAUCGAUCAGUACGAAGCUUCCAUCGACUUCUCCACCAUGAAGGUGGAAUGCAAUAAUGAAAUUCUUCGAACAAGGAUUGUCCAUGUUCUUUCCCGAGCUGUAAACACAAUUCUUCCUUUUUCGGAGUCAAUAAAGGACGACCCUGAUGCUGAGGGAGAACCAAGAAGUGAAGACUACUCAAGUGAAGGAAGUGAAGAAGCUAAAACAACAUCUAGUCUUGAAGAGGAAAAGAAAGAACUCACCUAGUCAUUGUAUACGAUUUUGGAUACCUAAAAAAAAAGAUAUAUAUAUUGAUGCAUUUAUUUGAACGAGCGGGUACAUAUGUAGGAUACUUCAGUUAGGACGUUAUAAUGUCAUUCGAUGGAGUAGUAAGAGCUAAAUUGUAUUUUGCAAAUUUAUGAUAUUUUACUUGCUAUUGCUCUUUCGUAAAAAAAAUCUCUUCUGGG
Schizosaccharomyces octosporus yFS286 is the source of this 2789-nucleotide messenger RNA. Its product is annotated as mRNA cleavage and polyadenylation specificity factor complex subunit Ysh1. Gene Ontology annotation, molecular function: RNA binding; RNA endonuclease activity; 5'-3' exonuclease activity. Gene Ontology annotation, cellular component: mRNA cleavage and polyadenylation specificity factor complex. Lineage: Eukaryota; Fungi; Ascomycota; Schizosaccharomycetes; Schizosaccharomycetales; Schizosaccharomycetaceae. The transcript is spliced from 8 exons. The record is from RefSeq and is a predicted model, not a curated record. Gene Ontology annotation, biological process: mRNA 3'-end processing by stem-loop binding and cleavage. Bases 394 to 2589 code for a protein of 731 amino acids.